UUCCACGCGCCAGAGAGCGAGCCGAGCAAGAGUCGAGGCGCUUCAUCAUGGCGGACCUGGAAGACGUUACGCUGGACGGGAGGCCGCUCCAAUCCCUCCGAGUGGCGGACCUGAAGGCGGCCCUGGAGGAGAGAGGGCUCUCGAAGAGCGGGCAGAAAAAUGCGCUCGUCAAGCGGCUCAAAGGGGCUCUCAUGCUGGAAAACCUCCAGAAGACUUCCACCCAUCAUACUGGUCUGCAGCCAAACUCCCAGAUUGGGGAGGAGAUGAGUCAGAACAGCUUUAUUAAACAGUACCUUGCAAAGCAACAGGAGCUUCUUAGGCAGCGUUUGGAGAGAGAGGCACGUGAGGCAAUUGAAACUGAUGACCAUGAAGACCAUGGCGAGACUAACGAUAACAACAUUUGUUCUGCAUCAAAUGAGGAUACUGCCGCUGAAGUAAUUGACCAAAAUAAACCUGCUGCCCCAGUGGGUGAGGGAUUUGUCGCUACAAGGCGUGGAAAUGCUCACAGGGAAAGAGACAUUCCUAUACAUCCAUCGCCCUCUGCACCUCGCCAACCAGAUGCAGAAUCGCCUUCGUCUGUCAGAGUCAGGCGUGGAAGGGAUUUCAAGUCCGCUUCAAGUCAUGUACCUGUUGAUAGUGAUGAGGAUAAUGAAGCUGGAGAGGAUAACGAUGAGGAAGAAGAGUGGAAUAUGGCUGCUCAGCAGAGUAAAAGAGCAAAGAUGCCCAAAACCCGACCAGUUAGGGAGAGGUCUGGGAGUUCACGUCAGCCACAGCCCCCACCACACAGACCCUUACUGUCUCAACCGCUCAGACAGCCCACACCUCCUCCUUCGCCGCCUCCUGAACUUUCAUUCCCUCUUCCAGACACCCCUAAACAGAGUCCACCUAGUCCAGAACUCUCGCCUAGACAGCAAACAUCUAGCACAUCAGGCUCUGAGAGCUCUAGUAGCAGUAGUCGUAGCAGCAGCCCUGAACCUGGAAGCGAUCAUACUGAACGCAAGCCAGGCCCACUCAGCCUGCUUGCUCAGAAGAUGGAGUCAGAGGGAGCUUUCUCUGGAGCAGGCCGAGGUGGACGUGUGGAGGACGAAGCGGGUGCUGACGUUCUCUCUGCAUUUGCAGGCAAAGGCCACCCAGGAACUGUAUCUGCAAUUACCCACACGGCAAAUGCAACACAACGCAAGCGUUCUUUGAAACGUGAUAGACUGGCGAGAGAAGAAGCUAUGGAGCGGGAAGAAAGUGAAAGAGUUUUGCAACGAGAAAGGGAAGAAAACGAGAAAGCUUUAGAGCGAGAGAGACUUGAGAGACAGCUAGCUUUAGAGCAAGAGAAAUUGGAAAAAGAACUGGAGAGAGAACAAGCUCUGGAGAGAGAGAGACUUGAAAAGGAGCGUCUUGAGAGGGAGAGGCUAGAGAAGGAGAGGCUAGAAAAGGAGCGCUUGAAGAGGGAGAGGUUAGAGAAGGAGAGGCUGGAGAAGGAGCGCUUGGAGAGGGAAAGACAGGAAAAAGAGAGGCUGGAGAAGGAGCGCAUGGAGAGGGAACGCCUUGAGAAGGAGAGGCUAGAGAAGGAGAGACUGGAGAAAGAGCGCCUUGAGAGGGAAAGGCUGGAGAAAGAGCGCCUUGAGAGGGAGAAGCUGGAGAGGGAGCGCCUUGAGAAGGAAAGGCUAGAAAAAGAACACCUGGAGAGGGAGAGGCUGGAGAAGGAGCGUUUGGAGAGGGAACGCCUUGAGAAGGAGAGAUUAGAAAAGGAACGCCUUGAGAAGGAGAGGUUAGAAAAGGAACGCCUUGAGAAGGAGAGGUUAGAAAAGGAACGCCUUGAGAAGGAGAGGUUAGAAAAGGAACGCCUUGAGAAGGAGAGGUUAGAAAAGGAACGCCUUGAGAAGGAGAGGUUAGAAAAGGAGCGCCUGGAGAAGGAGAGGCUGGAGAGGGAGCGUCUUGAGAAGGAAAAGUUGGAAAAGGAGCGCUUUGAGAAGGAGAGGUUAGAAAAGGAACGCCUUGAGAAAGAGAGGCUGGAGAGGGAGCGCCUUGAGAAAGAGAGGCUGGAGAAGCAGCGCCUUGAGAAAGAGAGGCUGGAGAAGGAGCGCCUUGAGAAAGAGAGACUGGAGAAAGAGCGCCUUGAAAAGGAGCGCCUGGAGAAGGAGCGCCUUGAGCAGGAGAGGCUGGAGAAAGAGCGCCUUGAGCAGGAGAGGCUGGAGAAAGAGCGCCUUGAGCAGGAGAGGCUGGAAAGAGAGCGCCUUGAGCAGGAGAGGCUGGAGAAAGAGCGCCUGGAGAAGGAGAACCUGGAGAAAGAGCGCCUGGAGAAGGAGAGGCUGGAGAAAGAGCGCCUGGAGAAGGAGAGGCUGGAGAAAGAGCGCCUGGAGAAGGAGAAGCUGGAGAAAGAGCGCCUGGAGAAGGAGAAGCUGGAGAAAGAGCGCCUUGAGCAGGAGAGGCUGGAAAAAGAGCGCCUUGAGCAGGAGAGGCUGGAGAAAGAGCGCCUUGAGCAGGAGAGGCUGGAGAAAGAGCGCCUUGAGCAGGAGAGGCUGGAGAAAGAGCGCCUUGAGCAGGAGAGGCUGGAGAAAGAGCGCCUUGAGCAGGAGAGGCUGGAAAAAGAGCGCCUUGAGCAGGAGAGGCUGGAGAAAGAGCGCCUGGAGAAGGAGAAGCUGGAGAAAGAGCGCCUGGAGAAGGAGAAGCUGGAGAAAGAGCGCCUGGAGAAGGAGAAGCUGGAGAAAGAGCGCCUGGAGAAGGAGAAGCUGGAGAAAGAGCGCCUUGAGCAGGAGCAGCUGGAGAAAGUGCGCCUUGAGCAGGAAAGGCUAGAGAGAGAGCGCCUUGAGCAGGGGAGGCUGGAGAAGGAGCGACUGGAGAAAGAACAAGCUUUGAAGAAGGAGCGGCUGGAGAAAGAACAGGCUUUGGAGAAGGAGCGACUGGAGAAAGAACAAGCUUUGGAGAAGGAACAGCUAGAGAAAGAGAGGCUAGAGAGAGAGCAGGCCUUGGAGAAGGAGACGCUGGUGAACGAAUUAGCUCUGGAGAAGGAGAGGUUGGAGAGAGAACAAGCUCAAGAGAUGGCACGGCUGGAGAAAGAAAGAUUGGAGCAAAAUGAAAGAGAAGAAGCUCUGGAAAAGGAACGAUUGAAGAAAGAAGAGGCUUUGGAGAAGGAGAGGCAGGAGAAAGAACGAUUGGAGCGAGAAGAAGCUUUGAAAAAGGAGAGGCAAGAAAAGGAACGGUUGGAAAGGGAAGAAGCUCUGGAGAAGGAAAGGUUGGAGAGAGAAAAAGCUCUGGAGAAGGAACGAUUGGAAAGAGAAGAAGCUCUGGAGAAGAAGAGGCUAGAAAAGCAGCGGUUGGAGCGAGAAGAAGCUCUGGAGAAGGAACGAUUGGCGAGAGAAGCAGCACUGGAGAAGGAACGAUUAGAGAGAGAAGAAGCUUUGGAGAAGGAGAGGCUGGAGAAGGAACGAUUGGAGAGAGAAGAAGCCUUGGAAAAGGAGAGGCUGGAGAAGGAGCGAUUGGCGAGAGAAGAAGCUUUGGAGAAGGAACGGUUAGCUCUGGAGAAGGAACGAUUGGCAAGAGAAGAAGCUUUAAAGAAGGAGAGGCUGGAGAAGGAACGGUUGGAGAGAGAAGAAGCUCUUGAGAAGGAACGGUUGGAGAGAGAAGAAGCUCUGAAGAAUGAGAAGGAGCGAGUGGAACAAAUGCAAGCUUUUGAAAAGGACAGACUGAAGAGAGAAGCUUUGGAGAAUGAGAGAGUAGAUAGAGUACAACCUUUGGAGAAGGCGCAAUCUCCCCAAUCCUCCUCAAAGAAAUUGCACAUUUUUAAAGAUCCUGUGAAAGAUGUUUCCUUACCACAACCACUCUCUACUUGUCCUACAAGGCCUAACAAUCAAGAUGGCAAUUCAACAGAGGCUGAUGUAUCUUUGCAGACAAAGUCUCCUAAAGAUGAAAAUGAUAGGGGUUUAGUACCUAAAGCCUCCCUUUUAACAUCCUCCCACAAGACAGGUUCACAAAAUGAAUCGCACAAACAGGUUGAUCAUGAGGUGCCAAAAGAUGAAAAUAAUGUACAGAAAACAUCCUCAGACUCCCAUUCCUCACCAGAACAGCAAGAGAGGGAAGAGAAGAAGAAGAGAGUAAGAAAGGACUCCUCCUCCAGUGACUCUUCAUCUGACUCGGACUCUGAAUCUUCAUCUUCGUCAAGUUCAUCCGGUUCUUCUUCUUCCUCGCAGGAUAAAUGCUCCACAAUAGAUGAUCUGAGGUCAGAAAAAGCCAAAGGAAUCAAGGGAAAGGAAAGCCAAGAGAAAGAAAUCAUGGAUCAGCACAAGGACGUUGCACCAAAACACAGAAAAUAUAGCUUCACAGAGGAACAGGACUUAAGCAGCAAGAGCAUCAGCCCAAGCAAGAAGCCUCGCCUCACAAUGCCGAAUAAAAUGCAGACAGGAAGCAAGAGACGAGAAGACUCUGAUGAGGAGGAUGCUAAAACAGAUGCUGAAAGUAGUGCUGUGAAGGAGGCAGUAAUGGCAGAGCCUGAGAAGGUUCCAGAGAAUACUGAGGAGAGCACCACCCUGAAGACUUUUUCUGCCCGCAAGAUCUCUCUCAGCAGCAGCAAGCCAUCACCUGGUGCCGGGAGCUCAGAGGGAGAGGCUGAGGCUGCACCUGGUACUGCCACGGUAUCAGGCAGGAAGAGAAGAUGGGGCUCGAGCACUACGGUCACUGCCAAGAAGCCCUCCAUCAGCAUCACCACCGACUCUCUAAAAUCCUUGAUUCCAGAUAUCCGGUCAGGCUUGACUCAGGAAGCAGUUCUGGAUCUGCACCCAGAGGAGACGCCCCUCUCUGAAGAAGAGGAUGGAGGAGAUGCAGGAGACCAGGACCUGAAAAUCAGACGAACUGUUACACAGGUUGUACCUGAGACUCAGGAGAAUGGCCAGAAAGAACUGAAACUCUCUGAGCGUGAGGAGGAUCCUGAGGAAGCAGUAGAGGAGCUCUCCUCCCAGAAGAGCAGACUGGAGGCUACCAUGGAGACUGAGCCGUCCUUACCUACACAACAUGUUGAAAUGAAGACUGUAACUACCAGCGAGCCGCUGUUUCGCCGCUCCAUCAGCCAGCAGAAGUCUGGCGUGAGCAUCACCAUUGAUGACCCCGUCCGUGCUACUAAGCAGCCUUCUCCUCCUCGUGGCAAAAUCUCCAACAUAGUUCACGUCUGCAAUCUGGUCAGGCCGUUCACCCUGGGACAGCUGAAGGAGCUGCUGAGCCGCACUGGCACCAUAGUAGAAGAGGACUUCUGGAUCGACAAGAUAAAAUCUCACUGCUAUGUCUCGUACUCCAGUCUGGAAGAGGCACAGGCAACUCGUGCAGCUCUGCAUGGGGUGAAAUGGCCCCAGAGCAAUCCAAAGUUCCUCAGUGUAGACUUCUGCCAAAAGGAGGAGCUGGACUUCCACAGAGGUCUGCUGAUAGGAGAGCGGCCGGCAGAGGAGGAGAGAGGAGCUGCAGCUGGGCCCGGCCUCCGUCCUGCUGGCCCCCCACUACCUCCCCACCCAGAGCGAGAACUGUGGGCUGAGCGCGAGCGAGAGAUGGAGAGGAGGGAGAGAGCGCGUACUGAGCGGGAAUGGGAUCGAGACAAGGUCCGAGAUUUCGGAAAACCCGGAGAAGAGGGGGCGAACAGGCGGUCCCGGUCCAGAGACCGAGAGCGGAAGCGCAAGGAGAGAGGAAAGAGUAAAGAAAAGAAGACAGACAAGAAGGAGAAAGGACCAGAAGAGCCACCUGCAAAACUGUUAGAUGACCUUUUCUGCAAAACCAAAACAGCCCCUUGUAUUUACUGGCUCCCUCUCACUGAAGAACAGGCGGCUCAGAGGGAAGCGGCGCGUGCGGAGCGGAUGAGGGAGCGAGAGAAGAGAAGGAAGGAGCUCCAGCUGGAGGAGGACAAGAAGCGAGAGGAGGAGCGUAAAGAAAGGUUAAAGAGUGGUGGAGGGGAGGGUGAGAGAGAGCGGGACAGGGAAAGAGAGCGGGGCAGGGAGCGGGAGGGAGACAAGCGGAGAGACGGGUACCGCCGGCCAGGUGCAGGCGUCGCUGGUGGGAGCCGUAGGUCCCGCAGUCGCAGCGACCCCCCGCCUAGAGACAAGCGGCGCUGAAGUACACCGGGGGGGGCGUUCUGGAACUGACUGGCCUGUAUGCACCCUUUAGCGUGUGUGCUGCAAAAGCUCUGUUUCCAUUGCCCAGAGACAUCACGUCUGUCCAUCUCACACAAACCACCUGUCCGGACUUUGUGUCUCCCUAUAGACUGCUGUUGUGGUGUCUUCUACCUGGGAACUGAGACGCCACCAGUGUUCCUAUCCCCGUCAGUAUUUUAAGACUUGAUGUAAGUGGGGUCGACUUUGUGCCAUGAAUUUUUCUUCUUUUAAUUUGAACUUCCCCAAACAUCUGGGGAACAGGGCUUUUAAACUACGUUACGUCACAGCUGGUGCUCUGACAGCAGUCGAGGCACUCUGCCCGUAUAGGUCCAGCUCAUUACGGUUCCUAGUGCUGACCUAGGAUUGUGCUGCCUUUCAUAUCCUCAUAACACAGACUCAGACAACAGGGAGCUGAUACUAAAAGGCACUCGUGCUUAAAGUUCAAUGCAGAAACACUAACUGUCCAGCUGUAUUUUCCCUUUGUUUGAGAGGCUCUCCAUUUCCCCCCUAAAGAAAGAGUGAAGAUGCCUUCAGGAAGAAGAGCUUGGUGACCUUCGUCCGAAUCAGCUUCAUCUUCUGGAAACAUUCCUGUCCACCUGUUCUUGGCCUCGAUAUUGUAUACAGCCUUUUGGCUGUCCUGCAUGGAGAAUGGGAUGGAUAUUUUAGUCUUCUCACAUUCGUUUUAAGGUUGUUUUUUUGUUUGGUUGUUUUUUCAUUAUCAUUUUUGGAUUAAAGAACAUUUUUAAUUUUUGUCUACUUCUGUAAGUGCUGAAUGUACAAAUAAAACAUUUAAGAACAGA
Astyanax mexicanus (Mexican tetra) is the source of this 6919-nucleotide messenger RNA. It is a transcript of the gene acin1a, whose product is annotated as apoptotic chromatin condensation inducer 1a. Gene Ontology annotation, molecular function: RNA binding. The transcript is spliced from 18 exons. The record is from RefSeq and is a predicted model, not a curated record. The coding region runs from base 48 to 6080 and encodes 2010 amino acids. NCBI's taxonomy places the organism in Eukaryota, Metazoa, Chordata, Actinopteri, Characiformes, Acestrorhamphidae.